Ogataea haglerorum is the source of this 2502-nucleotide messenger RNA. RefSeq lists its product as uncharacterized. Lineage: Eukaryota; Fungi; Ascomycota; Pichiomycetes; Pichiales; Pichiaceae. Gene Ontology annotation, biological process: mismatch repair. The record is from RefSeq and is a predicted model, not a curated record. Bases 1 to 2502 code for a protein of 833 amino acids. Gene Ontology annotation, molecular function: ATP binding; ATP hydrolysis activity; mismatched DNA binding. The transcript has a single exon. Gene Ontology annotation, cellular component: MutLalpha complex.
AUGACCCUAACCCAAAUUGGGACCGCCGACGUGCACAAGAUCACCUCCGGACAGGUGAUUAUUGAUAUCUCCACCGCUUCCAAAGAACUUCUGGAAAACUCAUUGGACGCUGGGGCGAGUCAGGUCACCAUCACAUUUAAGAACCACGGGAUCGACUCUAUAGAGGUGAGCGACAACGGUACGGGAAUCGACGAAGAGGAUUUCGAUGGUAUUUGCAUGAAACACUGCACAUCAAAGCUACGGAAGUUUGAGGACGUUGCGAGUGUACGAACUUUGGGCUUUCGCGGAGAAGCACUGGGCUCGCUAUGUGCGGUAGCAAGAGUGGACAUAACAACGUCAACUAAAAACAUCCAGCCUAGAGCAUACAAACUGGAGUAUGAUCAGCAAGGCAAUCUCAAAAAUAAGCAGACAGUGAGUCGAAGUUGCGGCACAACUGUGCUCAUCAGUGAUAUUUUCAGAACCUUGCCUGUGCGAAAAACGGACCUGAUGAAGAAUGGUAGACGAGAGUUCCAAAAGGCGGUGACUUUACUGCAAUCGUAUGCCCUUAUCAAAGUUGGGCUCCGUCUUGUUGUCCAGCACAUUGACUCGCGUGGCAGGAAAAGCGUUCUGCUGGCCACAAGCGGUUCCCAGCAUCUUCGCAGCAACGUGCUGAGUGUUUUUGGGGCCAACGGUAUGGCGGGCCUAGAGCCAGUAGACUUCCAAUUGAAUAUCUCCGCACGGUUUAGGUUGAAGGCUUGUGACAUGUUAUUGGGCGUGCGUGGCUAUCUAUCCAACUGUUCGUUUGGCAAGGGGCGCUCUGCUACCGACAGGCAAUUUUGGUUUGUGAAUGGCAGGCCAGUUAAAUUGCCGCAAUUUUCCAAAGCCCUCACCGAUGUCUACAAAACAUUCAACCAUCUACAGUGUCCAGUGAUUUUGUUGGAUCUUGAGCUGGACCCGCAGUUCAUUGAUGUGAACGUCACUCCAGACAAAAGAACAGUUUUUUUGCACAACGAAACGGCCAUCAUGGAAGCUCUCAAGGAACGCGUUACCGAAAUUUUCUCUGGUCAGGACAUGAGCAUUCCGAAGAGCCAGUUGACAGUGGAGAGGAGCAGAAACAGCAAGCUUUUGAAGCAGGACUUCGAGGAGGUGAACGAGCACGAAUCGAGCCGGCACCUCGACAUGGAGCAUGAAGAUAGGCAAGAAGAACAAGAAGAAGAACAAGAAGACGAAGAAGAAGAACGGGGUCAUGAGGAGGGUAAUGGUGCAUGCCGUAUUGAUGUCUCUGACGUGGACGACCGCGGAGAGCGAGAGUUAGGGGGAGCACAGUCCUCUAUUAGUGUGACAACUGUGGCCCCAGAGGCGGUGCAUGAGUCUGAAAGCGAAUACGAUGGCGACUCCGGUGGCAAGGACCACACCGUCGCGACUAUCUCAAAAUCCCCAAUUAGAUCGCAAGUGCAGGGUACGCUCACUACGCUACUUGAUAAGAGUGCAGAGCCCAAGUUGGCUCCUGACUCAGAACCUGAUACCACGGAAUUUUCCAGGGUCGACGACCUGAUCUUGUCCUCCGACACCAAUAAAUCAAAUGAGUCCAGCUUUGAGAAAAGCCGUGAUGUCGAAACAGAAACUACCUCGCCAUUGCGGAUGACAGUGCGCGACAAAUACAUUGAGACAUACCCCACAGGGCAACGAAAGCUGAGUUUUGAGCCCAAGUCAGAAAAGAGGGCGUCCUCCGCCGCGCUGGCCCGAACCCAAAGUUCGCUGCAUGACAUUGAGUUGCCAAUUGAGGCAAGUCCUGGCAGUUUCAAAAUGCAGAAACCCAGACUUGUAAAAAACGGAGGCACCCGUGCUGCCGUUGAUGAUAUCACUGACGAGUCCGAAGCAGAACGCAAGCUUAUGCUUUCUGUUUCCAAGAAGGAUUUUUUGGAAUUGCAGGUGAUCGGCCAGUUUAAUCUCGGCUUUAUUCUGGUUACCAAGCAGGAUAAUUCAGGAACACAUCUGUUCAUCCUUGAUCAACAUGCGUCCGACGAGAAGUACAACUUUGAGCGCUAUCAAACGGAAACGGUGUUCAACAACCAGCCGCUUGUUAUUCCACAACAGCUACAUCUCAAUGUAAUUGAUGAGCUCGCCAUAAUGAACAACCUGCAAGUUUUUGAGAAAAACGGGUUUGGGCUCCGUGUGGACGAAGAUGCCCAGCCUGGCGAACGUCUCAGCCUCACUUCAUUACCGUAUUCAAAAGACACCACAUUUGGUCUGUCCGAUCUGGACGAGCUUGUACACCUCGUCAAGGAGCACCACGGCAGAGGGGUGCUGCGUCCUUCUAAAGUCCGUGCUAUGCUUGCUAUGCGAGCGUGCAGAACGAGCAUAAUGAUCGGCAAACCCCUAAGCCAUAAAACAAUGACCAGCGUCGUGCGCAACCUGGCGACUCUCGACAGGCCCUGGAACUGUCCACAUGGCAGGCCGACCAUGCGUCAUCUGAUUGAGCUGAAGAAUUGGGCUACUUUCAGCAGAGAUUAUGAAACAUAA